GGAGAACGUGUAGAGACCUGCCACCGGGUCGUAGUGAGCGUCCAACCACUUCCCUCCAUCACCACUCACUUCAGACAUGUUGAGACCAAAUCCAGCGUCACACACACAUCAACAGCGGAAACCAGAAGGUUCUCUACAGAUAAUGAGUUCUUGUUUAGCCGGGAAACCGGAGAGAUUGGGACCAGUGGAGGUGGAAGACAUAAGAAGAGCUCUUCAUGGAGACUUUUCUGCUCAACAACCACAGGACAGUGAUCAGUCCCAGUCAGAGAACCUGCAGGUUUUCCUGAGAGUGAGACCCUUCACUGCGUCAGAGAGUGACAGUGGAGAGUCACAGGAGUGUGUAACCAUCGAAGGAUACAACACCGUUGUCCUGAAAGCACCUAAGAGCUGUCAAUCUGGCCGUCAGAGUGACAAGUCCCUCCCACAGACAGCGCAGAAGUUCACCUUCACACAGGUGUUUGGUCCAGAGGCCAAACAAAAGACAGUGUUUGAGCAUUCUGUCCGUGGACUGGUCCGAGAUGUUCUGGAUGGAGGAAACUGUCUGGUGUUCACCUAUGGAGUUACCAAUGCUGGGAAAACCUUCACCUUCCUCGGUCCGGAUCAUGACUCGGGUCUGCUGCCCCGCUCUCUCUCCGUCAUCUUCAACAACAUCGAGGGUCGUCAGUAUGAACGCAGCGACCUGAAGCCUCAGCGCUGCAGAGACUUCACAAGACUGACGCCAGACCAGCAGGUGGCAGAGAGCAACAGCAGGAAGAACCUGCUGAGACUGUUCAAAGAGAGUGACAAAAAUCUUUCGUCAGGAAGAUCAACGAUUCUUGAAGGCUCAUCCCUCAGCAGCGACAGCAGCCUGAACAGCGUCUCUGACGACAGUUUCUGUUUAGAUGUAGAUUCCAACGUGCGCUUUUCUGUCUGGGUCUCGUUCUGUGAGAUCUACAACGACAACAUCCACGACCUGCUGGAACAGGUUCCCGGAGGACACCACAAGAGGACAGUGCUGCGUUUGUCUCAGGAUGUCAAAGGAAACUCUUUCAUCAAAGACCUGCGCUGGGUUCAUGUGACCAGCUCUGGAGAGGCCUACAAAGUGAUGAAGAUUGGCAAGAGAAACCAGAGUUUCUCUGCCACAAGACUGAACCAGUUGUCCAGCAGGAGCCACAGCAUCUUCUCCAUCAGGAUCAUGAGGGUGGAGGACGGCAGCAUUCCCAGAGUUCUGGGCAUCAGCGAGUUGUCUCUGUGCGACCUGGCCGGUUCAGAGCGCUGCUCUCGGACUCAGAACACAGGAGAGAGACUGAAGGAGGCAGGAAACAUCAACAAUUCUUUGCUGACGCUGGGGAAGUGUAUCAAUGCCAUCAGACUCAACCAGAACAACAAGGUGCAGCACCACGUUCCCUUCAGAGAGUCCAAACUCACCCACUUCCUGCAGUUCUUCUUCUCUGGUGCCGGGCGUGUCUGCAUGGUCGUUAACAUCAACCAGAACGCCUCAUGUUUUGACGAGACGCUCAACGUCCUCAAGUUCUCCGCCUUAGCUCAGAAGGUGGUGGUGUUGAACGCAAGGCCCGUGGUUCCAGACGCCUCCUCCAACAAGUCAGCAAUGGAACUGUCGAUGGUCAUUGAUGACCAGGAGGGCAAAAACGUUACAAGGUGGGGCAGGAGGAGCUCAAUCAUGGCCUGGGAGACCACGCUGGAGGACGUGCUGGAGGACGAGGAUGAAGAAGAAGAUGAUAUGGAGGAGGAGGAGGAAGAAGAGGAGGAGAGCGUGCUGGAAGGAACCGUGCUGGAGGCAGGUGCUGAGGAGGAGGAAGAGGAGGACCGGACCAUGGAGGAAGAGCAGAAGUCCGGACACCAGGCGGCGCUGCGUUUGGUUCUGGAGACUCAGAUCAGAGAGGAGGUCAGUGCGGAGUUCAUGGAGCUGUUUAGAAACAUGCAGAAAGACUACAGCGAGCGUCUGGAGAGGGAGAAGGAGAUCUUGGAGGAGCGAGCAGAGAAAAGACUGGAGAUUCUGAAGAACCUGUUCAACAAAACUGUCAACCAAUCAGCUGAUGAGAAGGAGAGUGACAAGGUCACACACACAUCACCACCUCAGGACACGGCUGUGUUGGAGAGGCUGAUCAGCUCCAUGACGGAAGACCUGGGCAAGAUCAGAGAAGAUGCUGAGAGUGUUCACCACUGUCUGAUGGAUGACACACACACCUCAGAGUUGGAGGCUCUGCGAUUGGAGAAGCAGCAGUCACAUGACCAGCUGCAGGAGGCCAAUGAGCGUUUGCAGCAGCAGCGACAGAAGCUGAUGGAGCUGAAGGAGAUGUGUCUGCAGAAAGAUGACAUCAUCACCAGGCUGCAGGCCGCCAUGGACCAGACGCUGGAGGACACAACCAGAGACAGAGCUCUGGUGGAGACUCUCAGGUCUGAGCUUCUGGACCUCAAGCAGAACUGCUGCUGUGGACGAGGGGAAGAGGAGAGCAGGAAACGCCCACGACAGGAUGCGGGCACUGAGGACACUGGACGCGGGGCCGAGAAGAGAGUGAUCCUGGAGGAGGAGAUCUGGAGGCUGCAGGAAGACAACGAGAGGAAGGAGGAGACCAUCGCCCAGCUGAGUGAGAGGGAGGCACAGCUGAGGAGGAGUGAAGAGGAUGUGCAGACAGAGUUGAGGAGGAGGGAGGAGGAGGUGGAGGAGCUAAAGAAAGAGCAGGCGUCGCUGCAGCAGAAGCUAACAGACCUGGAGCAGGAGGAGGUGUGUUCAAACUGCGCCUCCGUGUUUUCAUCCCUGGAGGCGGAGCAGAAGGAAGUUUCCAGACUGGUGAAGGAAAACAAAGCUCUGGUGAACGGGAUGUUCCAGCUGCAGAACCAGGUGAACAGUCUUCAGACGCAGCUCAGGGAGAAGCGUGAAAGCUGUGAUGGCCUAUCAGAACAGCUGGCUGCUGCAGAGUCCCGCCUCCAAAUAGUGCAAAACCAAUCAGACGAGAGGAACAGAGCCGUCGUCAGUCUGACAGAGGAGAGAGACAACCUAAAACAGGAAGUGACAGGGCAGGACGAGCGAGGCUCCCACACCUUCCACAGCAUCAUGGAGGAGCUGAGGAAGGAGAGUGCCGUGGCUCUGCAGCAGUCCACAGACAAAUCUGUGCAAAUUCAGGAUCUUCAGCAAGGAAGGAGUUGCCUGCAGGAGGCGCUGUCUCUCAGUGAAAGACGCUGUGCCGAGCUCACGGAGGAGCUGGCCAAUCAGAGAGCAGAAUUCAGUCGACUGAGGGCAGAGCUGGAAUCAGAGGGCAGAACGCUCCAAGGACGCCUGGAGGACAUGAGGGUGUCGGAGGAGGAGAAGAGAAGGGAGGAGGAGAGACAGAGGGAAGAGCUCCAGCGACUGUUGGCAGAGAAGGACAAACUUGUGUCAGAGACUCUGAGUCAGAUGGACACACUAAGACAAGAGCUGCAGGAGCAACAGAAGGAGAACAGGGUGGUGACAGUGGUGGAGGAGCUGAAGGAGGAGAUGAACAGACUCCAGGAGAGGAGGCGACUAGUGGGCAACAAGGAGGAGGUGGAGGAGGAGGAGGAGAAGAACAGGGAGUACAAGGCAGUGAAGAAAGAGAUCGAGAGGCUGCAGAGAGACAAGGUCACAGAGGUCACAAAGGUGGAUGUCCCUGUCUGUCCUCUGAGGUCCAACAUGACUGACAGGAAGAAGACCAAUAAAACCAUAGGGAGGAAGAGGAAGAGCAAUGAGGUAGAGGAUCUUGUUUUCAGUGAGAACAAGAGGAACAGGGUGAGAGAUAAAGUUGGCACCAAAACACCGUCCUCAGUCCCCAGUCCAGUGAAGGACAGGAAGGACGGAGCCUUCCAGAAGAUCGGAGACCUGCUCCACAGCUCGCCCUCCAUCCUCAGCAGCAAAGCCAAGACCAUCAUGGGUCUGGUCAGUGGACAUUCUGCGGAGCGGGAAACCAAACCACGCCGAGGACGGAGGAAACUUUACAAGGUGGACACGGUGUCUCCACUCUUCAAAUCUCCAAACACGGAGUCUACAGCAGCGGAGGAGGAGAAGGAGAGUGCUCACACCAUCAUCAGGAGACAGCUGCGCUCCAAAACCUGCAGGAAGUGACGUCACUGGGUGAUGACAUCACAGUUUUUUAUUAUUUGAUUCUUAAAUUGUACAGUUUUUGUCUGAAGAGCUUUUGUCGCCGGGAAGAAUAAACACUGACGGGUCUUUUUCAUUGGUUGAAAAUAAAUGUGAUGCCCCGCCUCCUCAUCGGCUUCAUUUUCAUGUAUGGUGCCUUGAAAGGGUCAAAAUAAUUUUUCUUGAUUAAAUACAACAAACAGAAAA
This is a messenger RNA of Cynoglossus semilaevis (tongue sole), 4300 nucleotides long. It is a transcript of the gene kif20bb, whose product is annotated as kinesin family member 20Bb. The coding region runs from base 77 to 4078 and encodes 1333 amino acids. Gene Ontology annotation, molecular function: ATP binding; microtubule binding; plus-end-directed microtubule motor activity. The record is from RefSeq and is a predicted model, not a curated record. Gene Ontology annotation, cellular component: spindle microtubule; mitotic spindle; nucleus. NCBI's taxonomy places the organism in Eukaryota, Metazoa, Chordata, Actinopteri, Pleuronectiformes, Cynoglossidae. Gene Ontology annotation, biological process: mitotic spindle assembly; spindle elongation; microtubule-based movement. The transcript has 31 exons.